AUGAAAGGAAAGGAGCGAUCGCCGAUGAAAAAGCGCUCUCGGGCCUUGGAAGAGAUCCGAGACCGGGGAGGACCGUGUCUCAGCAGCAAGAAAAUGGGGGUCGUGUCGGUCUCCGGCGGCAGCAAUAACGGCACCAGCUCCACUAAAGCUGACGGCUCUACAAGGAGAAGUCUGAUGGGAGACAAACGAGACCGAGACUUCGAUGGCCACAGCCGGGUGGGUAAUAAUCACGGCUGCCCGGGGGUCGCCAGCUCCGUGGCCAAAGCCCACAGCCUGGCCCUGAGCACACGGGGGGAACCGCGCGUCCAGGCGCCCGCCGCAGAUAGUGAGUACAAGACUCUCAAAAUCAGUGAUCUGGGCUCGCAGCUCAGCGACGAGGACAUCGAAGACGGACUAUUUCACGAGUUUACCAAAUUUGGAGACGUCAGCAUUAAGAUUAGCCGCAGUAACGAUGAGCGCAUAGCUUUUGUAAAUUUCAGAAAACCAGAGGACGCACGCGCCGCUAAGCACGCUCGUGGACGUCUGGUACUUUACGAUCGGCCCCUGAAGAUAGAGCCCGUGUACAUAAACAGGCGGAGAUCCCGCUCCCCCGUGGAGAGAGAGCUGUAUGCAGCAGCCCCAGUACACAGACACAUGCAGAGGCCUCUGUCCCCCACAGGCCUCGGCUACAGAGACUACCGCCUGCAGCAGCUGGCUCUGGGACGCCUGCCCCCUCCACCACCGCCCCACCUCCCCAGAGAACUGGACCGAGAGCCAGAGUUCGCCCUGUUUGAGGCCAGGCGCCCCGCAUAUGUCCCAGAAAGAACUGCUUUUCGUGAAGAGGAUUUAAUAUCUCCAGAGGAUGACCAAAGGGCCAACAGGACAUUGUUUUUAGGGAACCUGGACAUUUCCAUCAAAGAGCCAGACAUAAGGAGGGCCUUUGACAGGUUCGGGGUCAUUACAGAAGUGGACAUUAAGAGGCCCAGUCGAGGACAAACUAGCACAUAUGGAUUUUUAAAAUUUGAGAAUCUUGACAUGGCCCAUCAUGCUAAGCUUAGUAUGUCUGGCAAAAUAGUAGGUCGCAACCCCAUAAAGAUUGGCUAUGGCAAAGCAACCCCUUCCACUCGCCUCUGGGUGGGGGGACUAGGAUCCUGGGUGCCUGUAGCUGCCUUGGCCAGAGAGUUUGAUCGCUUUGGCACCAUAAGAACAAUAGACUAUAGAAAAGGCGACUCUUGGGCCUAUAUCCAAUAUGAAAGUUUAGAUGCUGCACAGGCCGCAUGCACAAAUAUGAGGGGCUUCCCUUUGGGGGGUCCUGACAGAAGACUCAGAGUAGACUUUGCUGAAAAUGAGCAUCGUUACCAGCAGCCGUUCUUGCAGCCUCUUCCUAUUCCCCCGUUUGACAUGGUUGCGGAGUCAUUUGUCCACAGAGCCACCGCAGAACCUCUCAGGGUCCGAGAACGAACUCCUCCGCCUCUCCACUUCAGAGAAAGGGAGCUCUUUCCCGCCAAUGACUGGCCCAACCCUGCUUUUCGUGAAAGGGUUAGAGCCUCACCAUUUAGACCGUUGGACCACUUGGACCGAGAGAGGAGAGUGCGGGAGUCCUGGUCCCUGGAGAGAGAGUUGCAGAGCCGGGAACAAAACAGGAAGCGGCGUGCCAUGGAGGACGGGCGUCACUUAGACCACUCUCCCAACAACACUGAAAGGACAGCAAGGCGCAGGCGUGUGUCUCCAGACGGCAGCCCUGGAAGUAGCAGCAGAGAAGGAGAGCGCUUCAGUGACUCAGAGCGCCCUCUGCGGGUUGACAGACUCUCUCCAGCUCGAGAGCACCACAGCACUCUGGAGCGAGCCGGGACCGAACGCAGACUCAAAAGCCAAAACCUCUCUGAUAAGUCCAGCAGUGCGGCUCCUGUUGAACGUAAACGUAAAUCUGGCGAAGGCAACAAAAGCUCAGCCAAGCGGGAGCGCACAGACGGCUCCAAACAGGACAAACAGAGCCCUGUGUGGAGCGGCAUGCUGCUGCUCAAGAACAGCCACUUCCCUGCCCACAUGCACCUCCUGGAGGGGGACCGCAAAGUGCCCACUGACCUGCUCCUGGACGCCUCCUCACGAUCAGUGAGCGAGCUGAAGAUCACCCAACGCCUGCGUCUAGACCAGCCCAAACUCGACGAGGUCUCCCGACGGAUCAAGGUGGCCGGACCCGGAGGAUACGCCAUCCUGUUAGCAGUACCCGGCAGUACGGAGGAGUCCUCCUCUGAUGCUGCUUCAACUCAACGGCCUCUUCGCAACCUGGUGUCCUACCUCAACCAAAAGCAGGCUGCCGGAGUCAUCAGCCUACCUGUAGGGGGCAGUAGAGAAAAGGACAGCACAGGGGUCCUUCAUGCUUUCCCUCCCUGUGAUUUCUCCAAGCAGUUCCUGGAUUCCUCUGCUAAAGCUUUGUAUAAAAGUGAAGAGGACUAUUUAGUCAUGAUUGUGGUUCGAGGAGCAUCUUAA
Knipowitschia caucasica is the source of this 2469-nucleotide messenger RNA. The record is from the annotation of a GenBank genome assembly. NCBI's taxonomy places the organism in Eukaryota, Metazoa, Chordata, Actinopteri, Gobiiformes, Gobiidae.